UUGAAAAUUAGCAAGAAAUAAUUAUUGCUGUGAACUGUUUUGGCACAGUGGUUUUGGCUUGGCCGUUUACUAUUACUUACUGUAUUAAAUGUAUUACUAAUACAAACUGUAUUAUUUGUUUUGGUAUUAUUUGUGCUAAGAGAUGUCUUUGGAGGAUCUUGGCCAACAGGCCUAUCAAAAAGCCAACCUCCUCAACGACCACAAAGGAGCAGUGGAAAUACUUAAUAAAGCCAUUGGGAAGUACCCUGCUGACAGGAGGCUUUAUAACAAUCGAUCGUUUUGCUACUUCAAACUUGGGAAAUAUGAUAAAGCACUGGAAGAUGCUACAUUCAUGGUGAGGCGUUUUCCUGAUUACAUAAAGUCACAUUUUCGCAGAGGAGAGGCUUUAUUCAAAUUAAAAAAUCUACUUGAAGCAGAAAAGUGUUUCAAAAAAGCAUACGAAAUGGAUCCUCAAAAUGAAGAAGUGCUUUCUCAGCUGAUGGAGGUGCAAACAGAGCUUUUAAGUUCCGGUAAAAGCUAUCACGCAUGGCACAUCUAUAAGGCAUUGAAAUUGGCGGAACAUGAUACGACUGUUGCCGCUUACCUUUUAGAAAACGGAUGUGUUUACUCACCAAACGAUGACGAAAUCUAUGUGUCUGAUGAAGAGGUUUUGGAAGUCAAAGUUCAGCCAGUUAAAAAAAAUAGCAAAAAGCAUAAAGUUCAAGAUCCGUUUACUGAGUGAGUAUUCACUUGUUAUUCUCAACUAUUUUCAGAUACUCUUGUAAUCAUUAAUUUUCAAUUGUCUUGUCUUUUU
Messenger RNA from Nilaparvata lugens (brown planthopper), 793 nucleotides. Its product is annotated as hsp70-Hsp90 organizing protein 3. The record is from RefSeq and is a predicted model, not a curated record. Bases 143 to 721 code for a protein of 192 amino acids. Gene Ontology annotation, molecular function: Hsp90 protein binding. The transcript is spliced from 5 exons. NCBI's taxonomy places the organism in Eukaryota, Metazoa, Arthropoda, Insecta, Hemiptera, Delphacidae.